AUGGAAAAUUACAAUCCUUUAGCAGAGCUAGAUAUCCUUGAGACUACCAGCGUGAAGGAAAUCUGUAAGACAGGGGCAAGGCCUCUAGUCCAUCUCUAUGGAAGCCCAUAUUUGCACAGACAGAUUAUUUCGUGAAUUAAUGAUGAGCAUGGCAUUAAGAAUAAAAUGCCUGUAAGAUAUAAAUCUCAUAACUUUGAUGACCUUAUUGAUAUACAGCAGUAUGAUGAAGAGACUAGAGCUGAUGGCAUGUAUAGGAAAUCAUGGUUCAAGAAGAUCUAUGAUGAUCUCCCUUCUGUUAUUAUUAUGAUUUAUGACUGGUCGCAGGAUGAAAGUGGAAUUGGAUGGAGUUAUAGGGAAGAUGAGAUAAGGAGUAAAAUCUCGCAACUUAAGGAGAGGUCGAGAGAUGCUAAGAUUAUGCUCCUUGUGUUCUUAAGUGAGAAAGAAGACUUUAGUCUUCCUGGAAAUAGAAUUGAAAAUAAAAUUACUUCUUUGCGUAAGAAUACAGAGCUGGAGCCCAAGGGAAUAUUCCUCGUGACCACUGGAGUUCAAGGAUUUGCAAACCUAUCUAAGAAGUUCGAAAGUACAAUGCAAGAUUAUUCACUACACUUCUACAAGGACUUGAAAUAUCACACCAAACUCAAGCAGAAGCGAAUCGCAAAGGAUGACCCUCUCAACGUUAGGUACAACUUCAAGAAUGGCUAUUACACAGAAAUUAUUAAGGACUCCAACAAAGCAGUGAAGUUUUAUCAAGGAGCCUACCAGUUGAUCAAGGAAAUUAAAGAAAGCAAAUACAGCAAGUACUCUGGGACAGAACUUAGAGAGGUUGCAGAUUUGAUUGUCCUCAAGCUGUUUUACUGCUACUUCAGAUUCUAUAACAUUGAGCCCGCAUUGGCACUGUUCAAGAGUCAUUUCGACUUGUUCUCAAGGAAAAUACACAAAAUGAAAGACAAAAUUAAGUUCCUUGAAAUCAACUGGCGCUAUGAAACAAUGAAAGAGUAUGGAGUCAUGUUGCAGAAAGCAAAGACCAACAAAACUGACAGGUUCAAAGACUUCUGGUACUAUCCAGGAUACUAUUUCUUGAACUGUUUGCAUUUGAUCCAGCAGAAAAUGAAGUUAUUCCAGCUCCACAACUACACAACUGAGAAUCCAGAGUCCGAGCAAGAUGAAAUUCCAGAAGCAAAGAAUGAUCCGAUGCAUCCAGCAUUUACAAAGCUGAACUUGCUGUGGUUUGACCCUCAUGAGUUCCAGUCGCAGUAUCUGGUCAAGGAAAACGAUUUCAUCGGAAAGAACCCACUUAUUUUCAAAGAGCCUGAUGCCAUGAGCGCUCUUGGAGGGCAGGACUUCAAAGACGCUCUCAUCAUGUACAAAGUGUAUAACGAGCUCAGCUUCGAUUAUGGCACUGAGUUUGAGAGUCUCCUGACCAAGACCCUUGACUGCUACACUUCUCAGGCCAACGCAGAGAGAAUGGUUGACUACAUCCACUCUAUGGCUUCGGACUUCUACUUCAAGCAGGAGGAUUACCGCAAGUGUCGAGAAAUGAAGUCUUUCGUGGCCAAGCGGCUUGCUCGUCAGAACUGGAACAAUGUUGCUGUCGACUUGAUCGAGAAUGUGAAAGUGUGUUCUCUCAAAAUGGAUGACCACCGCAACUUCAUUCACAACGAGUUCGAACUGAUCAAUGUUAAGAAAGAAGACAUUGAGAUCAAGAAACAGCGGCUUCAGAGAAUUCUGACCAAGUUCGACGAGUCUAAUCUUCAGAGUCAAAUAUUCACAAUGAACAACCCUCUGAUCAGCGUGUAUGCCAGGUUUGACGUCAAGAGAGCAGAAAUCUUCGACUCAGUGACUCUGUCCAUCAGGAUUGACUCUUCGAUAGAUCUCACUUUCAACAAGUUGUAUGUAAACUUCAACGAGAAAGGCUUCAACAAAGAAAUCUUUGACUCAGACGGAGGAGAACUCAAACUUCAGUCGUCUGUGCAGUAUUCGAACGAUCUAACUAUUUUCGUAAAGUCUCAGAUACAAGGGGACCUUAAGCUUGACUACGUGGUACUCGAGAAGAAGAAUGGAGACAACACUCUAUCUUUGCUGAUCCAUCCUUCACCCGAUGUUAACUUUGACAGCCUCAUCUUCGGAGAUAAGAAUGGAGAUGAAAUCAACCAGAAAGUUUCAGAUGACCCUAACGAAGGACUCAGACUCAAGAUUUCGGAGACUCGUCAGAAGGUAGAACUGGCUCUUGACUACAGAGAAAGAAUCUUUCUCGGAGAACUGGUUCCUAUUGACAUGACAUUCAAAUCAAGCCAAGGAUGUGAGAUUGUUGACUCAUAUCUCUCGAUUGUUGACAUCAGCAAUGACACUUCUUCAACUGGAGACCAGCAGAGAACAAGGUCAAAGUCUCAGAUCAAGUUCAGAAAGUCAACCAGCAUUCCGAUCAAAUGUGAUGAUGGAGCCACCAGCGAUUUCCCUUUCGACAUUGCGAACAGUCCUGAGAAGCAGCCUAAAGAUGACUUUGUUCCCCAUGUUUACUACUGUGAGGCCAGUGGAGACUCAUUCGAAGAGUUCCCGAAAGAUGAAGACUUGAUGAGGGUGUUGAAAGAAGACAGCACCAUUAGAAUUCCAGACUUCAGCGAAAAGCAGCAAAUGCGAUGCAGGAUUUGUCCGAAGUUCUACGAAGAAGGCCCUAAAGGUUUCAGACUUACCCUCAAGUACAAGAUAGUCAAAGUGUAUGAGGAUGUCAGGAGUGACCCUAUUCCAAUGAGCAUCACUAGAAUCAUCAAGCUGAGUUGAGAGCCUCCAUUCAAAGUGGAACUAAACUACGAAGUCAAAGACUGGCUCACAAAUGGGCUCAAUGUCAGAGAGUCAGAGGCCAACCAGAGCCACUUAGACUCAUUCAUCAAAGUGCCUGUUGGAGAAGAAGUCCCACUAUCCAUUGAUGUGACUUCGAUCUCAGCAAAGCCCAUUUCUAUCAAAAAUGUAGAGCUAGACAUUUUAAGCACUGGCAUGAUAUCUAAAGUGUCCAAGAAUAAGUUUGAGCCAGUAGAGACUCUUGACGAAGGAGACACAAUCUCAGCAGGGUUUGUGCUCAACGCCACCAAGGUCUCCAAUGAUACUGGACAGUACGGAGAUGUCCUGAUUGAAUGGUCUCGGCUAUCAGAAUUCAAAGGAAAUGUUCUUAGGAAUAUCUGAAGAGUGCCGACUCUGCCUUUGUCAAUAGUUUCGUCACCGUUAUGAGUGAAGAUCAGCACUCCUGAGACUUGCUUCAACAUCUGAGAAGUGUUUACACUUGAAGUCGAGAUGAAGAACACGACUGAAAUCAGCAUGAAUGUGUGAUAUGAACUGAUCAAUUCAAGGCAGGUCAUAGUCUCUGGAGAAAGAAAAUCAUAUAUCAACUUAAUGCCAUUAGACUGUGAAGUAUUUAGAUACACUUGUAUACCUCUCAAGAAAGGGCUGAUCUCUCUUCCAGCUGUUAGAGUUGGGAAAGAUGAAGGCUACCACUUUAUAUCCAAGGCUGCUCGAAAUAUACACGUGACUUAAAAAUGGCUAAUAUUCAAUUUAAGA
This is a messenger RNA of Moneuplotes crassus, 3549 nucleotides long. Lineage: Eukaryota; Ciliophora; Spirotrichea; Euplotida; Euplotidae. The record is from the annotation of a GenBank genome assembly.